GGACAUAAGUUAGCCGAAUUUUUAAAUGAUAUAUACCAAACUUUGUCAGAUAUUUCCCUGAAUUCUAAGCUUUUUCGUUUGCCCAAUGGUUGAGUACGUGUUUUAUCGCUAACUUGAUACUGAUAUAAUGAAUGAAUAACGAUAUUAUGAACAAAGAAGAGAUGACGAAAUUUGACUACACAUCUUCAACCACCUUUAAAUUUGUAAAUAAAUGUAAAUAAAACUGUGAAAAAAUUUGGUGAUCAAAAGUAUCUUUUUUUGGUGAUCAAAAGUACAUUUACUCCGUUAUAUUUGUGUUUUUGAUAGUUCACUUUUCUCUACUAUUGAAAAGUUUUUUUCUAUAGUUGAUAAAGAAAAAGGUGAGCUGUAUUCUAACCUGUAUUGUAAUCUUCGCUCUGUUCUUUGUUAACAAACGUUAUGAUAUAAUAUUUUGUCGAAAUAAAUCCAUUUCGUGUGGAACUUUUAUGACAUUUGACCCAGCUUUUUAGGCCGUUUUUUGCCAUUAUAAGUGGGGACGUUUAGAUGUAUUUAUUUCACAUUUUUUUCAAUGUCAAAAAAACGGUCAAAUAACAGGCAUUUAACUGCUGUCUGUCGCUUUUUUUUUGCCAUUUAAAUAUCAAUUUUCAGACAGUUAGAAAAUGUCAAAAAAAUAUCUUCUGAAACCUAGGAUACUAUCACCUGCACCAAGAACCACAGACCAUUUCCUCGAGGCAAGUUUCUAUGAGUCGUAUAACUAAAGAAGACUUUUUUCUAUAAAAAAAUAAAAAAUGAGAUGAAGAUAAAGAAAAAAGUGAGCUGUAUUCUAACCUGUAUUGUAAUCUUCUCUCUGUUCUUUGUCAACAAACGUUAUGAUAUAAUAUUUUGUCGAAAUAAAUCCAUUUCGUGUACUCCACCGUGAAAAACGUGUGACAUAGCAAAAACACAUUUUAUUACUCAGUAACUACGGGUUUAUCGUAACCUUUACGAUGAACGUCAACUUUAUGCUUAAACAAAGUUUAAAAAGAAAAGAGUUUUUGUAGGGAUUCACUGUUCUUAUAACCAUGUAGAGGAGAGGGCGUGACGCGUAUGUGUGUCUUCCCUCUCGGAUAGUGCAGUAAGAAUCUGAUCUACUAAAGAAUGAUCUUGCUGCAAUAUUGAACUUCUCUUUUGUGUUAGGUGAUCAACAGACAAAAAUGGAAUCUGUCCUGAGAUAAUAGUCACGGACAAGUAAGAAACUAUAAUGAUAGGCUUGGAAGAUCAUUCUAGCAAGAUCAUCUGAAAAUGCAAUGCUCGAUGAUGAAACAGACAUUUUAAUCAAAAUCAUAAGUUUCUUUUGCGUUUUCGAAGGUAAAAACUCUUUUAAAUAUGUUUACACUGAAAUGUAACAACCGUUUUAAAUAUUCUUUGUUGUUUCUGUCUUUGUCUAUAUUAAUGAUUCACUAGUACUUAAAUGCUUUAUGACUUGACUUAUAUACAUUUAAAUUUGCGUAGACCUCAUAGUUUUUAGCAAUCUAUUUAUGGCUGACAACUUCUUUCUCUCACUGCAAUGGAGUCAUCAAUAGAUCAGUAUUGUGCAACCAUCAAAAAGUAGACAGAAAAUACUAGCGUCGAAAAAGUGAAAGAAAUGCUAGAGAUACUCUUUUGUUCGACGACGACGCAGCUAAUAAAUCGGAUCUUCAUCUGGAUACUAUUUAUUCUAUUCUGACAAAAGUAAGCUAUGCUUUUAGCAAACAAAGUGGAAAUGAUAUCUGUCAACCUGCGAAAACCUUAAACCAUCGUUCUAUAAUCAAUCGUAAGUUUUUCAUUUGUAUGAAGGAUGUGAUUCAUUGAUUAUUGGCUAAAUCAAAUCAGAAAUCUACUAUAAUGAAUCAAGAAGAAGCAGAUUGUUUUUUUGCGACAUGUUUUUUAUUCUUAUGUCUAUAUCUAAUGAUGAAAUGAGUAACGAAUAUUAUAAGAACGUAUUUUUUGACAAAAACAUUCUUAAAAUAUGUCACCGAAUGCAUUGAAGAUUUAGCAACAAACGAUGAAAGUAAAUAAGACUUUAAAUAUGUAGCUAUGGAUGUACUUAUUUAUUCUUAUAAUUAUUCAUCAACAAAAUCUAUUGGCAUAGAUUAUUCGAAUUACGAAUCAUUUUUGAAUGGAAUUGUAAAAUAUAUUUCUUCAUCAUUCUAUUUGGAUAUAUUCAGAAGUACUGAGGUUCUACAUUGCUAUCACUGUGUUGAAGAAAGAUUUUUCAUUAAAACCUGUACAGAAUAUGUUAUUACGAUUAAUAACACUAAAAAACUGCCGAGAGAACUAUUUAAAAGUUUAUGGUAAAAGUAUUAUUUUCUACUGAAGAGAUUUUCGAUAGACAUCUGUUGUCUAUUGUUGAGGGUAACAGCGAAAACACUGGAAAUACUCUGGCUGUCAGUUAUUAUGUUCGAUUACUCAAUUUUUUUGCUCUGUCGCCAUCAUUUAAAACAUAUUUUCUUCAACAACCGAAUAUAAUCGAUAACGUAUUAUCUAUUUUGAAUACACAAAGGUUGGUUUCUUAUAUAACUAAAGAAGACCAAUAUAAUAAAGACGAUUUUCGUUUACUGACGGAAUUCAUAACACUUAUUUAGAAUUUAACGUCAGACUUAAAUCUCUUAAGUAUUUUAAGAGAGAAAUGCGUAAUAGAAACAUUUGUUAAAUUUCAAGAUGCCAGAAACGAAAAAAUUCAAUUUAUAGCAUGUAACUUGACUUGUAUUUUUGAUAUCAAGAAUAUUGAUCGAUUACAAAAUACAAAUGAAAUAACGCAGUGUAUAGGUUAAUCAGUGUUCGAUGUCUUUAACUAUCUUCGCACCUAUUCAAAUAACGACUAAAAACUUAUUGUUUUUGUCUUUUAGUAAGUGUACAAAAUGAUCGAGUUAAAAAACGAGUUUUAUUAUUGAACGAUGGUAUACCGAUGUUAAAUCGACGUGCAAGCGAUUCAAAGUUUGAUGUAAUAACAAUUCAACAUCCGGCAAUAUGCUAUAUUUAUACAAUGUUAGUCGAUCGAGGUGCUCUUCGAUUGAUAAAAGAUAAUCAUUCAUUCAUUGAACAUGUCAAGUUACUUAUAUCAACCUAUUCAGAUGACUUGGCAUUACAGCAAACAGCUAAUAGAAUUAUAUGGAAAGCUGAAAAAGAGACACAAUGCAUAGCAAAAGCAGAAGAACGAAUAGCGUUAAAACAUAUUCAAACUAAACGUUUAGAGCCACAACAGAACAUUGAAUUAUUCAUUUGGAAACCAGAUGAUAAAUUUUCAAGAAAAGCAAUUCAAGAAGAAUCACAGCAACAAUCAUCAUCAUCACCGCCACCAGUUUAUGUAGCAGGACAAGAGGGCCAAAACCCAACAGGUCCAGUUAAGAAAUAUGAUUUCAUGAUUAGUUAUUGUCAUAUCAAUAAAGAUCUGUGUCAUAAGAUUUAUUACCAGUUAAAAGAAACAAAUGCAUAUAGUAUAUGGAUCGACAAGGAGUUGGCUGAAGUUUCAGCGACAGAAAUCACUGAUGUACAUAUGUUGUUAGUUCUCUUGUCACAUCCACUAGCUGGUCUACCAUAUUAG
This is a messenger RNA of Didymodactylos carnosus, 3541 nucleotides long. Lineage: Eukaryota; Metazoa; Rotifera; Eurotatoria; Philodinida; Philodinidae. The record is from the annotation of a GenBank genome assembly.